UAUCUCAGUUUUAACCUCAGCAUGGCAUAAUUUCCACUUUUCAUGUCAUAGCCCAUGAAAGCAUGAUUUUGUGUCCUUCGUGUGUGUUGAGAACCGAAGGUCCAUCAGAACAGAGUCGUGCCCGAGAGUAAAGACGCGCCUGUGUUCGCCGGUAAAAGCCUCUCGCUCCGCGCAUUCCUGCCGUAAUGGAUCCGGGGGAGCCUGUGGGAGGAGGCGGUGGGCGCCGGGUGUUGAGUUUCACCUCCUCCCCUGAUCUCCGCUGCGCGCCUCUCAUUGUUCCCGCGCCGCGUCAGAUUCGCGUGACAGCCGCGACUGACAGCGUCCGUUCCGCGCGCCUCUCCGCGAGUCAUGCCCGAGAUGGAAACGGGGCGACCGCCGGAGAACAAACGCAGCAGAAAACCUGCGCAUCCCGUCAAGAGAGACGUGAACGAGGAGAUGAAGAACUUUGCUGAAAGCACCAUGAAUGAACUCUUGGGUUGGUACGGCUAUGAUAAAGUGGAGCUGCAGGAGUCAGACUCUGAUGCCCGAAAUCGUGUCAAACGCCAUCAUAUAUCUGUUCUUAAAGAGAACUCGGUGCCAAAGCCACACUCCACAGAGAGGAAGGUGCCGUCAUCUUCCUCAGAGCCCGUCAGGAACGGUGAGAAAGAGCCUCCGGCCGCUCCUCUCUCUCCUUCUUCAUCAUCGUACUCCUCCUCGGCCUCACCGCGGGUGAAGGAGCACCACAGCAUGAAUGUCAUCGUGCCGCUCAUCAAGCCCUCUGCCGUGGAGGACGUCCAGAACGUUCAGAUCGUGUGUGUGUGGUGUCAGAAGGAGGGGAUGAAGAGGUACUCUCUGCUCAUGGGCUCGGAGCUCAAGAGCUUCUGCAGCGAGAAGUGUUUCGCUGCGUGUCGUCGCGCCUACUUCAAACGCAAUAAGGCUCGAGAUGAGGAUCGCCAUGGUGACCAGUCUCCACCCCCUGGGCAAACGCUGGACACGCCCACAAGACUUCUGCUGAAGAUGAACAACAACACGCGUGUGUGUGAUUGGUGUAAACACGUCCGUCACACUAAAGAGUACCUGGACUUCGGUUCGGGCGAGGAGCGGCUGCAGUUCUGUAGCACCAAAUGCCUAAACCAGUACAAGAUGGACGUGUUUUACCGGGAAGCUCGUGCCGCCCUCACCAGCUCCAAAGACGAGGAGAACCGCCCCAAACUGGCUGAAAACCAGAAACUCCUCACCCCGGAGGCCUGGGACCCUCCCGCCAAAACCCUCUCGCCCCAAACCCCGACGUCAUCUUCCUCGCUGCGAACGCCCAUCUCCAAGAUCCAGACGGGUGCGUCGCCCUCCUCUCCCGCCGGCCCGUCUCGUGUUACGCUCGAGCAGCCACGCCCACCUCAGAUGCCACUCCCCUUUGUGCGCCCACCCCUUCACGCACAGAGCCCCGCCCCUCAUCCGGCCCGCCCCGUCAGCCCCACCCACAGGGUGUCGUUUGCCCCGCCCCCUCUCCUCCAGCCCUACGCCUCGCCGUACGCGCCCUUCCACCCGCCGUACCCUCCCCAAAUGCCUCCGCCGUGGCCGCAGCCCAUGAUGUUUUUGCCCUAUCCCGUUUUCGUGCCAAUCCCGGUGCCGAUUCCCAUUCCCAUCCCUGUUUCCCCUCAAACGGGCCACAGAGGGGUCAUUCGAAGCCUCCAGGAACAGGAGAAGGACACACCUGAUCCGGGUCGCUCCAGCUCGGAGGAGACCAAUCAAAACAGAGUAAAGAUCGAACAAUGUGCUUCUCCGCUUCCCUCCACGUCCGAGCGGCAGGUGAUCCGGUGUCUCCGCAGAAACCCGGUCAAAGAGGAAAACCCCGACGCUCACAUUCUGCGCAAAGCACUUUACACGUCUGUCGUGACGGCGACGGCCUCCGCCUCAUUGGACGGCAGAGUCGUCACUCCCGCCUCUUUGUACUCAUUGGCUCGUUCGACCGCCAUACAGGCCGCCUCGCUUUCAUUGGACAGUGGCUCCGCCCAGAUCCCGUCUCCUCUCUCUGACUGUGAGGAUGUGAAGGAGAACAGCUAUCUGGGUGGGCGGGACACCGGCUCGGCCAAUCCCUGGCCGGCAGAGCAGACGGACUGCCAGAGCGACCAAUCAAAAGAGAGCAGAGGGGAUGAGGACGUCCCGCAGGACGUAGAGCACACGUAUGCGCGGUCCGUGCCGCCCAAACUGCGUGAGAAAAACACACAUAUGGCCGCGCAAACACAUUUACACACUCAAACACACACCUGGGAGAAAAACACACUCGCGGCGGCGGCGGCGGCACAGGGAUCUGAGCAGAGCGGCCGGGACGAUCCGGAGCCGCCCGUCAAGAGACGAUGCUUGAGGAUCAGAGACCAGAACAAAUGAUGAGGGUGUGUGUGACACAUUUACUCUCUCAACGACACCGCAGUGCCAGUGAAGCCCAAACCAGACGCCGACGCAGCGGAGCAUCAUGGAUGUCACAGAUCAACCGUGUGUGUGUGUGUGUGUGUGUGUGUGUGUGUGUGCGCGAAAGGCUCUGUGUGUUUUCCUGCCGAGCUCCUAUAAAGCCAGGCAUUGUUCCUCACUGCAAGCCCAUAUAUAUGUGUGAGUGUGUGUGAGUGUGUGUGUGUGUGUGUGUGUGUGUGUGUGUGUGUGUGUGUGUGUGAGUGUGUUCAGCUGUGGUUUAGGAUUACCUGACAUACUGGCGCUUUGGCUACAGGGCAUUUUUAGACUUCGCCUAAAGAGUGCCAAGAGCACAAACACACACAUCAGUAUAUUCAGCUCUUAGACGUUUAGUAAAAUGUGUUUGCAGUAAUUAUAUUUGCAGGAAUAUCAGAGAACCGACUCACAAAUUCUUGCUUUUUAACCCUUCAUGGUUUAUUUGGUGCCUGUUAUGAGAAAACUAGUGAUGAAUGAUGCCAACAGACACUGAUUCAGAUCAAUAUUGGAGUGAAGAAGGUUUCACACUGUUGUAAAAAGAGGACCUGAUGUUGUUUUUGUGCUCUACUAGAUUGAAUGUUGAUUAUUCUCCUCAUAUUCUCCAUUGUUGCAGCUCCUCUCUUCCCAGUCUGUCAGUAA
Messenger RNA from Megalobrama amblycephala (Wuchang bream), 3057 nucleotides. It is a transcript of the gene sobpb, whose product is annotated as sine oculis binding protein homolog (Drosophila) b. The transcript has 7 exons. The record is from RefSeq and is a predicted model, not a curated record. Gene Ontology annotation, cellular component: nucleus. Gene Ontology annotation, biological process: animal organ development. Lineage: Eukaryota; Metazoa; Chordata; Actinopteri; Cypriniformes; Xenocyprididae. Bases 349 to 2364 code for a protein of 671 amino acids.